Messenger RNA from Musa acuminata subsp. malaccensis (wild Malaysian banana), 2070 nucleotides. NCBI's taxonomy places the organism in Eukaryota, Viridiplantae, Streptophyta, Magnoliopsida, Zingiberales, Musaceae. The record is from RefSeq and is a predicted model, not a curated record.
AUUUUGAAGUACAACAUCAAAGAAACCGAAUUCAGGCGAUAGGACGGUAUCGAGCGCUGCGUCUUUUCAUACGUGUCAUCCACGUCAUCAUCAGACUCCAGAGAACACGGAGUUUGGACUCGCCAAGGAAGCAAUCACUUCUUCGAUACGAAGAGCGGAGGCGCAACCCUUAACAUCGAGCGGCUUCCGCCUGCGACGAGAGGAGCGAAGGCAGAGAUGGUGGGAAGGAAACUGGUUCUGUUCUUGCUCUGCAUCUCCGUCGUCGCGCCCAUUGUUCUCUACACCGAUCCGCUCGCCACCCAGCCUAGCUACCUCGCAGAUAUCCAUCUCGGUGACGAGAUCCCAACUUUGAAGUCCGUCGAUGCGGUUCGAGAACCAAGUGGGAUCGUCUACCCUGAAAACUCUACCAAUCCCGAUCAGAUCUCGGUUCAUGACAGCGGUAGAGCGGUUGCAUCUAAUACAACCACGUUGCCUUCGGGCAAGAAUGGUGACCGCAAGAACCGAGUUCUAUCACAAGACAACAACCAGACGGCUCCGUCAGAGACGGAUGAUGGUGCUGUGAUUAGGCAAGUGACUAGCAGAGAAACAAGCGAAGGGGCUACGGCGAUGGAGUCACAGACCGUGCUUCCAACCCAAUCUCGAAAUCAGCAGAAACCAGGAAAAAGAUCGAAAAGGGAUUCAGGUCGUAUGCCGGAUGCUAAAAUCCAGCAAUUUAGAGACCAGUUGAUGAAGGCAAAGGUGUCUCUUGGUCUUUCGUCUUCCAAGAGCAACCCAGAAUUCAUCAGGGAGCUCAAAGAACGAGUGAAGGAUGUUGAGCGCACGCUUGCUUAUGCAACCGAGGACACAGAAUUGCCAAUCAAUGCUCAGGAGAAACUGGAGGCGAUGGAGCAAACUUUGGCCAAAGGGAAGCAAACUCAACAGGACUGCUGUGCCGUCGUCAAGAAACUCCGACGUUUUUAUCUCUCUGCAGAGGAACAAUUGCGUGUUCAUAAGAAGCGGGAGUUGUUCCUCACGCAAGUAGCUGCUAAAACCCUCCCCAGAGGUCUCCAUUGCCUCUCGCUGCGUCUCACCACCGACUACUACUCGCUCGACUCGUGCCAGCAGCAGUUGCCGAACCGAGACAAACUCGAAAACCCUCGACUCUAUCAUUAUGCGCUCUUCUCUGAUAACGUGUUGGCCACCGCAGUCGUUGUGAACUCCACAGUGUUCCAUGCCAAGGACCCUCAGAGCCAUGUAUUCCACAUUGUCACCGAUAAGCUCAACUAUGCAGCCAUGAAGAUGUGGUUCUUGGCAAACCCACCGGCGAAGGCUACGGUUCAGGUUCAGAAUGUCGAAGAGUUUACAUGGCUGAACUCGAGCUACAGCCCGGUCCUAAAGCAGCUCGCAUCUCGAUCCAUGAUAGAUUACUACUUCCGGUCCCAACAUGCGAAGUCUGACCAGAACUUGAAGUUCCGAAACCCCAAGUACCUGUCUAUUAUGAAUCAUCUGCGGUUUUAUCUGCCGGAGAUCUUCCCAAAGCUCAACAAGGUAGUAUUUUUGGACGACGAUGUGGUGGUGCAGAAGGACCUCACCCCCCUUUGGGCCAUUGAUCUAAAGGGAAAGGUUAAUGGUGCCGUCGAAACAUGCGGUGAGAGUUUUCAUAGGUUCGAUAGGUAUCUCAACUUCUCGAAUCCCCUCAUUGCCGAAACCUUCGACCCGCAUGCUUGCGGAUGGGCAUACGGAAUGAAUGUUUUCGAUUUGGACGAGUGGAAGAAGCAGAACAUUACUGAUGUCUAUCACCAUUGGCAGAAUCUGAACGAUGACAGACAGUUAUGGAAAUUGGGUACCCUUCCGGCUGGAUUAAUUACAUUUUGGAACAGCACGUAUCCCCUGGAACGCUCAUGGCAUGUAUUGGGACUCGGAUACAGCCUGAAUGUGGAGCAGAAAGAUGUCGAGGCGGCGGCCGUCAUACACUACAAUGGAAACCUGAAGCCUUGGCUGGAAAUAGGCAUGACUAAGUAUCGCAACUUCUGGUCUAAUUAUGUGGACUAUAACCAGGCUUAUCUAAGAGACUGCAACAUCAAUCCUUAG